AUGUUCCUUGGCAGCCUGGAUGUGGCAUUCUUCUACGGCGCAGGAGCGUUGAGCGCGGAAGGGCAACCUUCAGAAUGGAUGAUCCAGGAGGACGGGCUGUUUCGGUCCAGCUCCAAUGUGAACCUCCGGGAGCCCUGGAAUCGGGAGCGUCUGCACCUCCAGCUGGAGCGCUCCCUCUGGGCUCGGGACGCUGGCGAUGAGCUCCGGGAUGAGAGCGACGUGCUGGGCUGCGGUUUGGCGAGCCCUCGGCUCGCACCCUUGGAGGACGUCUACUGGCUGAAUAAGCUGGGCCUGCGCUUUAGGUCGCAGGUGAAGUCUAAGAGGCAGCACUUGGUCGCCAGCCAACUCUACGAGCUGCGACUGGACGUGUGCCGGGUCUCGCUUUUUCAAGCCAAAGGCUCUGGAGAGGCCCGGCUGACGCCUUUGGACGCCCUGGACUCGCGGGAGGGCCGCUGCGCCGGCGAGCUCCAGGAGCUGUUUCACCGAUACUCGCGAGAGCUGGACGGGGACGUGACAGGGCAACUGGACAGCCGCCUGGACGCCCUUGUGGAGCAGUGCCGACCGCUGCGCGCUGCCCUGCUGGAGGAAGAGACCCGGCCGCAGCCGGUGGAGCACGUCCUCGCUGCAGCGCGCGAGGCAUACCGGGGUAACUUGCAGGAGCGGCAGAAGCUUAGGGCCCGGCGAGAUGACAAGGAGACCACUUUCGAGCAAAUCUGCAAGAAUCUCUAUGCCAAAUGGCGCGAGCUAUGUCAGGUGCGCCAGGACUAUGGCUUUACCUCUACGCCGUGGCGGCUCACGGCGCAACCCCAGGAAAACGACCCUGCAGCGGAUCAAGAUCGCCGGGCGAAGAACGUGGACGCGGAAGUGGAAGAGGUGAGCUACUUGCAAGGGGUUCCGGUGGAUCAACUCCGUGGACGGCUGCAACAGAAGUGGGACAUGUCCAAGCGCGCUCCAGGCGCCACCUCGUACCGCUUCGACCUCUCGGCCACUGCGCAGGUCACCUCCACGGAGGCGCUACGCUCCCGAGCCUUCGAGGGCUACGUGGGGGAGGCAGAGGCCACACUGGCGGCGGAGGACCUAAGCCGGCGGCAGCUGGCGGGCCGCGUGCGGCUGCGCGUGGAGUGCCGGGUGGCAGGGAAUUUGGUGGGCCGCAGCCCACCCAUGGCGCUCUGCUGGGACACCGGGGGCACAGCUUCGGCGGUGACCCUGCUGGAGGAGGCGGGGAAUCCUCGUCCUGCCCACAGCUUUAACCUGGCGGUGCACGUCAUGCCGCAGCACUUGGCCCUCGCAGUCUACGUGUCAGCGGGAGGCUGGUCGCGCUGGCACCCGACCAAGGAAGUGGAAGUAGAGCUCCCCUCCCUCGGCAAAGUGACUCACGCAGCUACGCUGGAGCAACGCCUUCUGUUUGGACAAGGAUCUGAGGAUUAUGAGGAGAGCAUUCUAUCGCAGAACUUCAAAGGGGAGCUGGCGAUUUGCAUCUCCUGGCCAGGUGGAGGCGGUGACUUCGUGGUACCCCCAUCGGCUCCGCCCAACCCGGACAGCCAAGGAAAGCGGAGCUGUUGGCCUUGCUCCUCUGUCGAGCCAUCACCCGUCGAGCGCAAAGCUGAGGAGAGAAGACGCUCAUGGACACCCAGGGGACAGCGCCGGGCCAGUUGA
Messenger RNA from Effrenium voratum, 1656 nucleotides. The record is from the annotation of a GenBank genome assembly. NCBI's taxonomy places the organism in Eukaryota, Dinophyceae, Suessiales, Symbiodiniaceae.